UUGACGGCUUUAAUUGUCUCGCACUCUAACGAAAGGCAUCACAAACCCCAAUACAAGAGUGCAUCGUUGCAAGUGUGCUGUAAAACCGCAAACUCAGUAAAAUAUUUACAGGCGUGCAGAAUAAGACUGGUCUUUUCCUUCUUUCUUUUUCCUCCUCCAGUUUUAUGAGUUCUUCACUCGGGUUCUCGCAGACCCUGCGGUCGACACACACACGCACGCUCGCCCGCACGCUCCGAUUGAGAAUCGAAGAGCUGAGAGGAGCUUUGAAACAGCGGUCGAGCGCAGGAACCGAGCUUGCGCACAAGAGAGAUCCAAUAGACUCAAUAGCGAUAUAUUGUAAGAAAAAAAAAUAAGGAGGGUGGGGGAGAGAGACGGUGGUAGCAGAAAUCGUUUCCCCCUCUCACACAAGCAGCGAGCAUAUCGCAUCAAAGCCAGGGAGGCGAUUUGCUGUUCCUGCUGUCGGGGCAAUCGGGUUGAUCUGACUACCAGCGCUUCUGGCUCUCCGAGCGCCUAGUACUGGACAGUGGAGCCGUCCGUCCGUGUUUGACUUUCUGCCGGCUGUAGGCACUCGGGUGGCAAUGGGACCGUAGCGCACCGAGUUAAUGUGAAUUCAGAAAAGAAGUAACCAAGCACAUAAAGACACAGAACAUGGAAUAGCCAUGGGGAAGCGCAGUGGAGAUUCUUAACUUGAACAAAAACGAGAGGAAUUAUCAUUUGGAUUAUUCAUACAUCACUGUAACCUACUAUUUAGAAUAUUCUAUUUCCCACUUAAAAGGAUUUUUUUUUCUGGAUUUUGGUACAGCGCUAAAAAGCAAGUAUGGACGGCAGGGAGAUACGAUUUUGCUCGGGAUUGUGGAGACUGGUGAUGCUGUCCAGCCUUUUCGUUCUGCACUUGAUUCCUUUGUGCGCACAUGGAGACCCCUUGGGGCUGAACGUCACGGUGGCUGACAGCAAGGUGAACUCCUCCUCGCUGGCUGGCGGGGAGGACCAGCAGGAAGCAGCGGUCACGGGCUCCGCCACCCCUCUCGCCCUGACCCUCAGGGCGGGCCGCAUGCCCAGGGGCGGGGAGGAGCCGGGCAGCGGCAUGCUGGGAGAAGCGGAGAUCAGCCCGGACUCGGCGGAGAAGGACCACCUGCUGGAGGUGCCGCCAGAGGGCAUGGGCGCCAGCCUGCCCACCCUGCCCACGCCCCAGGGCCCGGCCGACGUCCAGCUGGACUUCAAGGAAGAGGAGCACACUGACCCCCCCUGGCAGAGCACCAAGGGAGGCCUGGAUGGCGCUGUGCUCGACCUGGACCGCCGGCAGCCUUCCCAGCCCCCCAGCCCCUCCACCGCGCUGCCCCCCUCCCGCUCCACCGUCCUGUCUGUGGAUUACUUCGACCCCGACUCACGCCGCCGGAAUCCGCGCCCCCCGUCCCCCGAGCCGUCCGCCCACGAGCUGCAGGGGGGCGAUCCCACGUCCUUCACGCUGUCCGACUUCUACUACUUCGACACCAAGGACGACAGCUACUCCACCUCCGAGAUCUACCCGGACGGGGACCUGUACACCACCACCGACAUGCAAGACGAGAACAUCAUGCUGCUCGCCACCACCCCGCAGUCCGUGCCCUUUGACCCCCGGGCCCCGGACUCCUUCACCCCCGACGACGUGCUGCCCAGCGGGGCAGAGGACGAGGAACCGCCGCCUCCCCCGGGUGUCGUGGACGCCACCAACGGGUCAGACUGCCUCCCGGGCUACGUACGGAGCAACAACACGUGCCGCUCGCCCUGCGACCUGUUUCCUAGCUACUGCCUCAACGGGGGCCAGUGCUACCUGGCAGAGGGGAUUGGCGUCUUCUGCAGGUGUAACUCACAGGACUACAUCUGGCACAAGGGCUCCAGGUGCGAGUCGGUGAUCACCGAGUUCCAGGUGAUGUGCAUCGCCAUCGGAGCGGCCGCUCUCAUGGUGCUGCUGCUCUUCAUGAUCACCGUCUUCUUCGCCAAGAAGCUGCACCUGCUCAAGACCGAGAACAGGAGGCUGCGCAAGCGCAGUAAGUACCGUCCUCCCUCGGAGCAGCACAAUGAUAAUUUCUCUCUGUCCACCAUCGCUGAGGGCUCCCACCCAAAUGUAAGGAAACUGUGUGACACCCCGCCUACCCUUCCUCAUGCGCGUGCUUUGGCUUACUAUGAUAACAUUAUCUGUCAGGACGAUCCUAACUCCCAGAACAAGCUGGAGGACCCCGUGAAAGCCCCUCCGCCGAAGGAGGACGAGGCCCUCAACAUCCAGAACUCGCUCACCCCGAAACACGAGAACAACCACGCGGCCGGCGAGGAGAACUCCUCGGAGGUAAACUCGCUGCAGAACAACAUGAUGUAACACCGCGCCCCCCCCCCAACCACCACACGCUGGCGCCUCCCCGCCGC
This is a messenger RNA of Megalops cyprinoides (Indo-Pacific tarpon), 2400 nucleotides long. RefSeq names its product chondroitin sulfate proteoglycan 5b (gene cspg5b). Gene Ontology annotation, biological process: nervous system development. The transcript is spliced from 5 exons. NCBI's taxonomy places the organism in Eukaryota, Metazoa, Chordata, Actinopteri, Elopiformes, Megalopidae. The record is from RefSeq and is a predicted model, not a curated record. The coding region runs from base 818 to 2353 and encodes 511 amino acids.